Fomitopsis serialis is the source of this 1746-nucleotide messenger RNA. RefSeq lists its product as uncharacterized. Gene Ontology annotation, cellular component: actin filament; site of polarized growth; cortical actin cytoskeleton. The record is from RefSeq and is a predicted model, not a curated record. NCBI's taxonomy places the organism in Eukaryota, Fungi, Basidiomycota, Agaricomycetes, Polyporales, Fomitopsidaceae. Gene Ontology annotation, biological process: regulation of actin filament polymerization. The transcript has 14 exons. Gene Ontology annotation, molecular function: actin filament binding. The coding region runs from base 1 to 1746 and encodes 581 amino acids.
AUGUCGCACCAGGUAAACCUGUCAGGUAGAGACUUGGCACAGGCGUACCAGGACGUGGUGAACGGGAAUGGUAUCGACUGGGCCAUCUUCAGCUACGACAAAGGCACAAACGAUCUGAAAGUCCAGGCGACCGGGGAUGGCGGUCUUGAGGAACUCCAGGAAGAGUUCUCUGACGGAAGGAUGCAGUACGCGCUCGCGCGCGUCAAGGAUCCCAACAGCAACCUACCGAAGGUCGUCCAAAUCAACUGGUGUGGUGAUGGCGUGCCCGUAGCUAGGAAGGGCCUCUUCCAUACCCACUCAAGUGCGGUCGCCAACUUCCUCCGCGGCACCCACGUCGUGGUCAACGCUCGCAACGAGGUAUGCCAGACUCUAUGCGUGCUGCUCUACCCUAACAUUCGCGACGAAGUCCGACUACUCCUCCCAAAGGAGGCACCACGUAGAUUCGAUCCCAUCGCACCCGUAGGCACAAACUAUACCCCCAUUGGCAAGCCAGAUAUCGCAGGAAUGAGGGCAUCGGCUGCACCCAGUGCGCCCAAGCCCAGCAUGCCCAGUGCACCACGACCGGUACCCGUGGCGCCAAGUCCCGCUGCGGGCAUGGGUAGGGCACCCGUCACGAGCAGGGCGCCCGCCGACGCGUGGCCGGAAGAAAGCGCACCUGCACCGCCUCCUGCACUUCCGUCUGCGAGUCGGCCGCCUGUCUGGGGAAGCGCCGCGGCGCAUGCAGCUCCUGCCGCACCAAGGGCUGUUCCGCCUGCCCCGGCUCCAGCUCCAGCACCUGCCGCGUCUAAGCCGGUUGAGGAUGACAAAUCGGCCCGUGGGCACAGCCCUAAGAGACUUGUCAACCCUUUCGCGGCGAGAGAAGCCCAGACGCAAGCGGAGCCCGCCAGCUCAAGCGCAGCCCACGGCGGGCAAGAACAAAAGGAAGAGGAGGAACGCGGAGUCGGCCGCGUCGUAUCAGCGCCGCCUGCUGCUGCUAAGUCCGCAUGGAAGCCACCUGCGCCUGAAGAAGAGGAUUGGGAGGCACCUGCACCCCCGCCCCGCCGCCAGCUGCGACGCGUCCACCGGUCCCAGCGGCUGGUGUCGACACCUCCCCCUCCACCGCCGCCACCACCGGCUCCGGAGCUGAAAGAAGCUGCACCCCUCCGCCCGUACGCAUCUGUCCCCUUAAACAUGUUUCCAGCCCCCUCCUCCCCCUCCGCCGCCUCCCCGGUCGUGCAGGCCGCGCCAGAGCCAGAGCCAGUGGCUGCACCGGCGCACUCGCAGGGCGCGGGCUCUGCGCGUCGUGCAUUCGACUACGACGCGCAGGAGGACAAUGAGAUGAACCUCGUUGAAGGCGAGCUCAUCGAGGAGAUCGAGCAGCUCGACGAGGGCUGGUGGGCCGGCGUGGGCGACGGCGGCACCAAACGAGGACUCUUCCCGGAGGUGGAGGCUGCUGAGCCCCCGCCCCCCUCGCCGCCGCCACCACCGCCGCCACCACCACCGCCGCCGGAACCUGAGCCCGAGCCACAGGGCGUUACGGCGGUCGCGCUAUAUGAGUACGUACACUGGAUCCCCAUCAGCAAAUUGACAGCGGGUAUUGAUGACGUGGUGUGCAGUUACGACGCUGCCGAGGACAACGAGCUGUCGUUCAGAGAAGGGGACAGGAUUGUGGAGAUCGAGGCCGCCUCGGAGGACUGGUGGCAAGGGCAGGACCAGCACGGCAAUGUGGGGCUGUUCCCUGCAAACUAUGUUGAAGUACAGGAAUAG